Messenger RNA from Pelecanus crispus (Dalmatian pelican), 923 nucleotides. The record is from RefSeq and is a predicted model, not a curated record. Lineage: Eukaryota; Metazoa; Chordata; Aves; Pelecaniformes; Pelecanidae.
CACUCCCCGGAGCUGCUCUCCGACAUCCAGGAUGGUUACAGCGUCUCAGGGCACCUGCUGGUCUGCUUCUCCUCAGGCUACUUCAUCCACGACAGCCUUGACAUCAUCUUCAACCACCAGUCCCGCUCCUCCUGGGAGUACCUGGUGCACCACACCAUGGCCAUCUCUGCCUUUGUCUCGCUCAUCAUCACGGGCCGUUUCCUGGUGGCGGCGAUGCUGCUGCUGCUGGUGGAGGUGAGCAACAUCUUCCUGACUGUCCGCAUGCUGCUGAAGAUGAGCAAUGUGCCUUCCCCGGCGCUCUACGAGGCCAACAAGUACAUCAACCUGGUGAUGUACUUCGCCUUCCGCCUGGCACCCCAGGCCUACCUCACCUGGUACUUCCUCCGCUACGUGGAGUUGCAGGGCCAGGGUGCCUUCCUCACCACCAACCUCCUGCUGCUCGACGCCAUGAUCCUCAUGUACUUCUCCCGCCUCCUCCGCUCCGAUUUUUUCCCCUCCCUGCGCAAGGGCUCUGCAGGGAGGGAUGUGGAUGGUGAGAAGUUUCUGAUAGACUGAGACGUGUGUGCCGAGGGGAACCCGGGCUCCGGCUCCUGGAGGUCUUGGCCUCUCCAAACCCGCUCUGAUGUGCCUUAGGGUUCGCUCCCUGGCCCCGGGCCCUGCCUUCACCCGCUCUGCUGCCUAAAAGCGCUUCCCUGCUGGACCAGCCCAACAGCCUCGCUGAGCCGCAGGGACGCCGCUGAAGCCAGGGGCACGGCUGAUGGAAAAGCAGCCCAAGCCGGCUUCUGCGCAGGCAGCUGGAGGGCCAUGGGUGGCUGUGUUUUGCAGCUGAUGGCCUGAGAGGAUUGUGAGGGAAGGGACGAGUCCCUCCCAUGGUGAUGUUGGGUGUUAUGUGCAUUAAAAUCGGUCUGUUUACUGCUGCCGCA